This is a messenger RNA of Penicilliopsis zonata CBS 506.65, 963 nucleotides long. RefSeq lists its product as hypothetical. NCBI's taxonomy places the organism in Eukaryota, Fungi, Ascomycota, Eurotiomycetes, Eurotiales, Aspergillaceae. The record is from RefSeq and is a predicted model, not a curated record. The transcript has 2 exons. The coding region runs from base 1 to 963 and encodes 320 amino acids.
AUGGCUUUCCAUCCCGACACUCUCCCCGAUCUCAAGGGCAAAGUAUUCAUAGUCACAGGUGGGAACUCUGGCAUAGGAUACUACACUGUGGCCCACCUAGCAAAACACGGCGCCCAUGUUUAUCUGUGUGCCCGAUCUGUAGAGAAGGGCACCGCAGCCAUUAUUGAGAUCAGGAAGAAAGAUCCCUCAGCCAACAUUGACCUCCUACAAAUGAACCUUAUGGACCUCGCCAGCGUUGCCGCAGCAGCUAAGCAUUUCCUGAGCCUUGAAACAGCGCUGCACGGCCUGGUCAACAACGCAGGGAUCAUGGCGACGCCCUUUGAAAUAACUAAAGAUGGCCAUGAGGCCCAGUGGCAGACCAACUACCUCGCGCACUGGGUUCUCACGAAACACCUCCUUCCUCUGAUGCUACGGACAGCUAAGACGCUCUCUCCCGGCGGCGUACGCAUCGUCAACCUCACUUCAUCGGGCCACUUGGGGGCGCCCAAGGGCGGCAUCAAUUUUAAUGACUUAUCGCUCAAGGAUAGCAGCCCGUGGUCGCGGUAUGGACAGAGUAAGCUAGCAAACAUCCUCCACACCAAGACCCUGCACAGGAUGUACGGGCCUGGCUCUGCCUGUGCACGGAACGGGGAGGGCGAAAUCUGGGUUUCAUCUGUGCAUCCCGGGCUGGUUGAUACGAACCUCGCCGCAUCAGUACUCGAGUCGGGGUCAGGCAUGAGCAGUGUCCUCUCGGUUCUACGCUUUUUGGGAUUGAAAUGGCCUGCAGAUAAGGGGUCGUGGACGAGUGUCUUCUGUGCGGCGAGUCCGGAUAUGAAGGCAGAGCAGAGCGGGGCAUAUUUAGAAAUCUUCCGGCGGUUUGGAGAACCGAGGUGGCAGAGUAGUGCAUCCCAGGAUGGCAAACUAGCAGAAAGGCUGGAGGAGUGGACUGAGGAGGUGAUGAGGAGAGAGGGGUGGGUUCAGUAG